AUGGAGGAGCUGAGCAGCGUGGGCGAGCAGGUCUUCGCCGCCGAGUGCAUCUUGAGCAAGCGGCUCCGCAAGGGCAAGCUGGAGUACCUGGUCAAGUGGCGCGGCUGGUCCUCCAAACACAACAGCUGGGAGCCAGAGGAAAAUAUCCUGGACCCGAGGCUGCUCUUGGCCUUCCAGAAGAAGGAACACGAGAAGGAGGUGCAGAACCGGAAGAGAGGCAAGCGGCCCAGGGGCAGGCCGAGGAAGCACACCGUGAUGUCCUCCUGCAGCCGACACUCCAAGCUCAAGGAGUCUGAUGUUCCUUCCAAAUCCAAAUCCAGCAGCUCUUCCUCUUCCUCCACAUCCUCCUCUUCCUCCUCAGAGGAGGAGGAGGACAGCGACCUAGAUGCCAAGAGGGGCCCACGGGGCCGCGAGACUCACCCAGUGCCUCAAAAGAAGGCCCAGAUCCUGGUAGCCAAGCCCGAACUGAAGGACCCCAUCCGGAAGAAGCGGGGCCGCAAGCCCCUGCCCCCGGAGCAGAAGGCGGCCCGGAGGCCCGUGAGCCUGGCCAAGGUGCUAAAGACAGCCCGGAAGGACCUGGGGGCACCCACAGGCAAGCUGCCCCCUCCACUCAGCGCCCCUGUGGCCGGCCUGGCGGCCCUGAAGGCCCAUGCCAAGGAGGCUUGCAGUGGCCCCAGUGCCAUGGCCACCCCGGAGAAUUUGGCCAGCCUGAUGAAGGGCAUGGCCGGCAGCCCCAGCCGUGGGGGCAUCAGCUGGCAGAGCUCCAUCGUGCACUACAUGAACCGAAUGAGCCAGAGCCAGGCCCAGGCUGCCGGCAGACUGGCCCUCAGGGCCCCAGCGACCGGCAAGUGUAGCCUUGGGCUGGACCUCAAGAUGAGGACGCAGAAGGGGGAGCUGGGGAUAAGCCCCCCAGGAAGCAAAGUCCCAAAGGCCCCGAGUGGAGCUGUGGAGCAGAAAACGGGGAGCACAGGAGGGCCCCCGCACAUCCACAGUGGCAACAAGGUCCUUGCUGGGUGCCUGGGCCCCCAGCCUGCACCCCCCCAGGAGCUAAGCCUUCAAGUCUUGGACUUACAGAGUGUCAAGAAUGGCACACCAGCAGGGGGCAUGGUCGCCCGCCACACCCCAGCCACCAAGGGCGUUCCUGCCACCAACCCAGCCACUGGGAAGGGUGCCGGGGGCAGCCCCACUGCAGGAAGUGGGACCGGCCUGCCCACCGAUGUCAGCAAGGGUGAGAAGCUGGUCUCCAGGGCAGCCGCCAUGCCCACCCCUGCAGGCAAGAGGGACUGUGGGAAGGGCAGCGCAGCCCCCGGGCAGGAGGGCCACCCGCCAUCGGGAGAUGCGCGGAAGACAGCCGCGCUCUCUGAGAUGAGUACCGGUGAGGAGAACAGCAGCUCUGACUCGGACCCUGACUCAGCCUCCCUCCCCAGCGCCGGGCAGAACCUCUCCGUGUCCGUCCAGACUAGCCAGGACUGGAAACCCACCCGCAGCCUCAUCGAGCACGUCUUCGUCACCGACGUCACUGCCAACCUCAUCACCGUUACGGUGAAGGAGUCUCCCACCAGUGUGGGCUUCUUCAACCUGAGACAUUACUGA
This is a messenger RNA of Budorcas taxicolor (takin), 1593 nucleotides long. It is a transcript of the gene CBX2, whose product is annotated as chromobox 2. Gene Ontology annotation, cellular component: PRC1 complex; heterochromatin. The record is from RefSeq and is a predicted model, not a curated record. NCBI's taxonomy places the organism in Eukaryota, Metazoa, Chordata, Mammalia, Artiodactyla, Bovidae. Gene Ontology annotation, biological process: negative regulation of transcription by RNA polymerase II. Bases 1 to 1593 code for a protein of 530 amino acids. The transcript is spliced from 5 exons.